AUGAAAGCUGGAUUUAAGGGUCCACACCAUGGUCAGCUAACCCAAGGGUACAAUGCAACCCAGCAACAGCAGCAACCCCCCCACCACCACCAUCACCAGCAGCAACAACAGGUGUACAGGCAAAAACUUCACCACCAACAACCGCAACAAGCAACACCGCUUACAUCGUCUUCACCAUCUUAUGGUACCCCCACAAAAGCCCACCCAGAUACUACUUUCAGGGCUAAGAUCCAGUCUCAGCCCUCACCAACCUUUGCUUCGUCCAAAACUUCACAUGUGAACCAACAGCAACAGAGACCGUCUUCGUCAACAACAAAUGACGUUGCCCAGACAUCAAAUGCUAACAAUAUCCAACCAUCUGUGAUGUACCCUCUUUCAAAGAUACAACAUACACCGUUCCUUGGCAAAGCACCUCAAAAUCAAUCAAUGAUGUCUCCCUUUGGAUCACCCGCAGUGGUCCCACAUCCUAAUUCCGCCCAACAGGUUCUAAGCAAUUUGCAAAUGCAGUCUUUUCCCAACGUUGCUACUUCCAGCAAUAAUGAUGUACCGAAAUCUAUCAGUUCAGCAGAUAUGACAGGACUUCAAGACAGCACGAGAACAAACACAUCGGCUACUAACAAUACAACGGGCAAUCAACUGCUGGUCAAUAAACCUUAUCAGUGUACGUCGUGUCCAAAACAGUUUGCCCGCCGAGAUACGUUACAGAUCCACACCAGAACUCAUACAGGUAUUCGACCAUAUGCCUGCGAGUUUUGUUCGAAGACGUUUACACAGCGAGACAAACUGCAAAUUCACCGCAGGACACACACCAAUGAACGGCCAUACCCUUGCACCCUUUGCCCAAAGAGAUUCUCUCGCGGCGAUAAGCUGAAACUGCACCUGCGCACCCAUUCGGGGGAGAAGCCAUUUGCUUGCGACCUCUGCCCCAAAAAGUUUGCACAAAGAGACAAACUGAAAAUCCAUGCACGUGUACACACGGGCGAAAAGCCCUACGCGUGUGAUGGCUGUCCAAAAAGCUUCGCCCGACGGGACAAGUUACAAAUACAUCGCGCCUCUGUACACUCAGGCGUUCGACCCCAUGUUUGUAGCGAGUGUUCCCGCUCCUUCUCCCAGCGGGACAAACUCCGACUGCACAUGCGGACUCACACAGGUGAACGACCGUUUGCCUGCCAUCUGUGUCCGAAAAGAUUUGCCCGAAGUGACACCCUUCAUGUCCACUUGCGUGUGCACUCGGGUAUUCGCCCGCACGCGUGCGACGUGUGUGGUCGCCGCUUUUCGCAGCGGGAUAAACUCAAGGUGCACCAGCGGACCCACACGGCGGAGAGGCCGUAUCGUUGCAGUAUAUGCAUCCAGCGAUUCGCCCGAAAAGAUACUCUACGCGUGCACGAGCGUACCCACUCGGGCGCACGACCUUAUGUGUGCCCUGUGUGUGAGACUUCGUCAGACAGCGAAUUAUGGAAUGCUGACAAAGCAGUUUCCUCUCUCUCUUUCUCUCUCUCUCUCUCUCUCUCUCUCUUUCUAUCUAUCUAUCUUUUUCUCUCUCUAUCUCUCUAUAUAUAUAUCUGUCUUUCUCUAUAUCUUUCUCUCCCUCUUUAUCUCUAUCUUUCUCUCUAUAUAUCUUUCUCUCUUCCCCCCUCUCUCUCUCGUCACAUAAAGACUUUCGAUUCUUCCACUUUUGAAUUUUGUCACGGGACUCUACUCAGUUUUAUCUGUUUGUCUGAAACAAGGCGUGAGUCAGGAGUUACCUGUGUCAGCAAAUCACAUGGGAAUCGGCGAAGUGAUCGUCUCCCUCUUGGUGAAGCACAUCUCUGCCACAGCUGCUAUUGCUAA
Molecule: messenger RNA, 1830 nt
Organism: Acanthosepion pharaonis
Lineage: Eukaryota; Metazoa; Mollusca; Cephalopoda; Sepiida; Sepiidae
Source: the annotation of a GenBank genome assembly